AACAUUUAAUGAAUAAGUGUUGGGAAAGAGUUAGUAAUUCCCAUGAUUUUAUUGUUGUGUCAUUUUUGUUUCCUUGUUAUGAUUUUCCUCUGAAGUCUUCAGGGUGUUGGAAUAAUAAAUUGGAUUUAUCUUCAGUGGUCUAUAGCUUUUCUUUUACGGGGUUAUCAAGGAUGGGUUUUCCUACGGAUUCUUUGUCUUUUGUAAGUUAUGGGGACAUGUAUAUUUAUAUGGCGAGGAGUCAAGCUGAGCAUAGGACUCUGUCUUUCUGGCUUAUGGGGCUCUCAGGUUGUAGACGGCAAUAUAUUGAUAGAGAAACGAGGUAUGUUGGGUUUCAUCAUUCUGUUUUAAAAUAUAAUUUAGAACAAUGUUGGUGGCUAUGGAGUUGUGUUAAUGGGUCUAUUUGGAGCGUUCUAUUUUUGCAGUGUAACGGAAUGUUUCUCUUCUGGACAAGGCAUUUUGCCAUCACGAUAUUUAUUGAGAUUAUUAAGGAACAUCAACUUCUCCAGAUUGUAAUGAAACAUUUGAAUUGGCGCAAUGGGUACUGGCUGGUCUUGAGCUGUAUAAAGAACAUGCUUUCUCCAGUUGAAUAUCAGGUGGUUUGUUUCCUCUGGCUUCUUAUGGUGUGUCUGAGUAAUGGUGGGAUUCAGAUUGAUAUGUGUUAUUGUGAUUUUCUACCUCUUUUGAUACGCUGGCAGUGCACUUGUUUGUAUUGUCCUGAUGAUUCUUUUUUUGCGGGUCUUUUGUGUAGUUUUGAGUUGCGGUGGAAGAGUUUUUUUCAGGGACAGAUGCGCUUGGUUAGCUGUGGAGGAAUAUAUAUUUAUAUGGCAAAGAGUCACACUGAGCAUAGGGCACUGGUAUCAUGGCCUAUGGGGCUCUCAGAUGGAGGUUGGCACCUUAGGAAGCGUAUGGAAGAUAUGGCACUGCAUAGCUUCUGUAAAACAUAUACGAAUCCAUAUAUGGGACAUCAGUCUAUGGAGUGGAGUAUUUAUGGCAGUUAUGACCUGAGAAAGGACAACUUAAAUUACGCCAAGCAUUACAUUUCGGUUGUGCUCUGGCGAAGGGAUUUAAAAAAUCUGCAGAUGCAAAUCAAGUGCCUUGAUGAUCGGAAGACUCUGUCGGCUUAUAUCCUUGUUUGCAGAGUUACAGCUUCUGUAAAAAUAAAACAUUUCUAUGAUCUUUGUGUGGAGAUUUGGUCUUCCAAAGAUAAGAUAUGUUGGGUGAUGGGCAUGCAUUGUUUUCUUUUUCUGGAUUUUGGACCAUUUGUUUCCAAUGAUGUAGAAAUUUUGGGGUCUCUCUCUAUGCUGGGUGUUUGGUCUCAGAUGUUUUUGCAAUUGAUUAUAUGA
This is a messenger RNA of Brassica oleracea var. oleracea, 1343 nucleotides long. RefSeq lists its product as uncharacterized. The record is from RefSeq and is a predicted model, not a curated record. Bases 9 to 1343 code for a protein of 444 amino acids. The transcript is spliced from 3 exons. NCBI's taxonomy places the organism in Eukaryota, Viridiplantae, Streptophyta, Magnoliopsida, Brassicales, Brassicaceae.